AUGUUUAAUCAAGCCUUUUUAGCCAAAAUUGCGUGGAGAAUAAUCACUGUACCUGAUAGCUUUCUAGCGAGAAUCCUUAUUGGUAAGUACUGCCAUAAGAAAAACUUCCUAGAGGUUGACCUGCCUAAAGUCUGCUCACAUGGGUGGAGAGGGAUCUUGCAAGGAAGAAACCUUCUAAGGGAGAAGCUAGGAAAGGCCAUUGGGAAUGGAAUGACAACAAGAGUUUGGAGGGAUUCAUGGAUGUCCCUUGACGAACAGCUCAAGUUCUGUGGACCUGUACAAGAGGAAGCUUUAGAUCUGAAGGUCUCGGACCUGCUCACAGAUGAUAUGAGGUGGAAUACAGAGAGGAUUGAGAAGUUUGUACCGGAAUUCAAAGAGAAGAUAUUGAGACUCCACCCAAGCCAAGCAGGAGCUGAAGACUGUUUCAUAUGGCACCCUCUCCCCUCAGGUAUCUACACUACAAGAUCAGGGUAUCACUCUGUUGCAUCCAACAAUCAAGAAAGAGUCACAACACUUAACACAAGUGAUUUCAACUGGAUCAAAGACAUAUGGGCCUUACCUUGUUCUCCAAAGAUGAAAACGUUUCUAUGGUCAGUGCUCCGAGAUGCUCUCCCUCUAGGAGAAAACCUGCAGCGUAGAGGCAUUAGUUCAGAUGUGAGAUGCCCAAGAUGUAAGGAAAUUGAAUCGCCAAUACACAUAUUCUUUAUGUGUCCUUUCGCUAAAGAGGUGUGGGCUAAUAUACCUCUAAAAGAAGCAGUUCACAUAGCUGCAACCGAUAACUUCUCUACAGCCAUGAUCCGAUUUCGAUCAUCGGUCUGCCUCCCCCCUACUGGAGUCACAACCACUGUGUUCCUUUGGGUCUCGACAAGGGGUUUAGUGCUAGCAAGAGAAUGGGGAGGAGCACAAUCAAAAGUCCCAAAAUUAACUAGCCAUCCUCAGACUCACCUUCGAUCACUCCCUGACAGAACGGUGGAGACAGAGCUAGUGCUUCCGAACACAACAACGAUCAAGACCGAUGCGGCGUGGGACUCCAACAGAUGCAGGGCCGGUUUGGCAUGGAUCGCUUGGAAUGGUGAAGGGAGAGAGAUCAAGAAAGGAUCUUCAGUACAGGAUCACGUCUCAUCCCCUCUGGCAGCAGAGGCGCUUGCAGUUAGAGAGGGACUCCGUUUGGCCGGGAACCUUGAGAUUUCGAAUCUCAGGAUCUACUCCGAUAACCUAACGCUCAUUGGAGCUAUCAACAACAAGAAGCAGAGGAAGGAAAUUCUGGGAAUCGUCAAAGAUAUCCACCUUCUAGCAUCUGCAUUUGUUUCAAUUUCGUUUCAUCACAUUGGUAGGAAAAACAAUCAGGAUGCCGAUGUCUUGGCAAAACAAACCCUUAGGAUUUCUUUGCUGUAA
Molecule: messenger RNA, 1395 nt
Organism: Brassica rapa (field mustard)
Lineage: Eukaryota; Viridiplantae; Streptophyta; Magnoliopsida; Brassicales; Brassicaceae
Molecular function (GO): RNA-DNA hybrid ribonuclease activity; nucleic acid binding
Source: RefSeq, a predicted model, not a curated record